This is a messenger RNA of Eurytemora carolleeae, 837 nucleotides long. Its product is annotated as E3 ubiquitin-protein ligase Bre1. Lineage: Eukaryota; Metazoa; Arthropoda; Copepoda; Calanoida; Temoridae. The record is from RefSeq and is a predicted model, not a curated record. Gene Ontology annotation, molecular function: metal ion binding; ubiquitin protein ligase activity. Gene Ontology annotation, cellular component: HULC complex; nucleus.
GCAGCAAGCUAUGGAGAUGCAUAAACGUAAAGCUAUUGAAUCCGCCCAGAGUGCUGCGGAUCUUAAACUUCAUCUGGAAAAAUAUCAUUCACAAAUCAAGGAGGUUCAGCAAACUGUAGCAGAGAAAACAUCUGCCCUUGAGGCGGAGGCAUUUAAAACUAAACGUAUGCAGGAGGAGACUGCAAUUCUUAAACGAAAGGUUGAAAGAUUGAAGAAAAUAGAAAUGGCAAGUGAUAUGGACGAAAUCUUGAAGGAAGAAAUCCGCGAAUACAAAGAAACCCUCACUUGUCCUUCUUGUAAGGUUAAAAGAAAAGAUGCUAUUUUAACCAAAUGUUUCCACGUGUUCUGCUAUGAUUGUUUGAGAACCAGGUAUGAGACUCGACAAAGAAAAUGUCCUAAAUGUAAUGCUGCUUUUGGUGCAUCAGACUACCAUAGGUUGUAUCUCUCCUAGAUGUAUUUUAUCCUGCUUAUUGAAGCGUUUCAUCCCCAACAUACCAGAAAAGAUUAAGAAACUUUUUCUUCAAAUUCUAGACAUUUAAAAAAUUUUUUCCAAAUAAAAAUAACUUCUCUGUUUUUUAUUAUUAAUGUUUUGUGUCAUCGUUACAUUGUAAAUGUUUGCAUUUUCAGACAGUUUUAUUUUAAAUUGGUUGCGCAUAAUUCUUUACCCAUUUUUACGUUCUAUUUAAGAAAGUUAUGUCGUUAUUGGACACAAAAAUGCUUAUCCUAAAAGAUGUUUGAACUACGCAUGUUAUUAAACUAUGUUACGCAUUUUUGCGUCAAAAUUGAAGUUCCGCGUAUUCCUGACAAUAUUAAUCUGAGUUACGCAUAUUUCAGAAA